Molecule: messenger RNA, 3366 nt
Organism: Myotis daubentonii (Daubenton's bat)
Lineage: Eukaryota; Metazoa; Chordata; Mammalia; Chiroptera; Vespertilionidae
Gene: SLC6A15
Product: solute carrier family 6 member 15
Biological process (GO): sodium ion transmembrane transport; L-leucine transport
Cellular component (GO): plasma membrane
Molecular function (GO): proline:sodium symporter activity
Source: RefSeq, a predicted model, not a curated record
CAGAUACCUGCAGAAUAUUGGACACACAGAUCCAGGAUCCGUAAGACUUUACCACCUUGAAUCAAGGAUUUAGUUGAUAUCCUCCUCUGUCUUUUCUUCAUAUCAACUAAAUUAUUUUUUAAAAUAAUUAACAAAUUUGCCAUAAGAGAAUUUAAGAAAAAUAAUACAACCCACACUCUCUAAUGCCUAAGAAUAGCAAGAUGAUACAAAAAGAAUUAGAAGAUGAAGUUAUUGAAUCUGCCAAAGACCUUCUUUCCAAUGAAGAUGCAGCUGAUGAUGCUUUUAAGAAAAGUGAACUAAUUGUUGAUGUCCAAAAAGAGAACCAUACAGAUGCUAAAGUAUCUAACAUCAAAGAUGAAAGACGAGGUUGGAACAAUAGGCUACAAUACAUCCUUGCCCAAGUUGGAUUUUCUGUAGGUCUAGGAAAUGUGUGGCGAUUCCCAUACCUAUGUCAGAAGAAUGGGGGUGGUGCAUAUCUUUUGUCAUUUUUUAUAUUGCUUAUGAUAGUAGGUAUUCCACUUUUUUUUCUGGAACUUGCUCUGGGGCAAAGAAUUCGACGAGGAAGCAUUGGUGUGUGGAAUUACAUAAGCCCUAAAUUGGGUGGUAUUGGAUUUACAAGUUGUGUGGUGAGCUUGUUUGUGGGUCUCUACUACAAUGUCCUCAUUGGCUGGAGCGUCUUUUAUUUUUCUCAGUCUUUUCAGUUUCCUCUACCUUGGGAUAACUGUCCUAUGGUGAAAAAUGCUACACAUUCUUUGGUAGAGCCAGAAUGUGAAAAAAGUUCUGACACCACCUAUUACUGGUACAGAAAAGCACUGGAUAUUUCCAGUUCCAUUUCUGAAAGUGGGGGCUUAAACUGGAAGAUGGCCGUCAGCUUGCUGGUUGCCUGGGCCAUGGUUUGCUUCGCUAUGAUCAAAGGCAUUCAGUCUUCUGAAAAAAUUGUGUAUUUUAGUUCUCUGUCUCCAUAUGUGAUACUUAUAUGUUUCCUAGUCAGAUCACUCUUUCUAGAAGGUUCAAUUUAUGGCAUCCGCCACAUGUUUACCCCUCAGCUUGAAAAAAUGCUGGAACCCCAAGCCUGGAGAGAAGCGGCUACUCAGGUGUUCUUUGCCCUCGAUCUGGGAUUUGGUGGUGUCAUCGCCUUUUCAAGUUACAACAAGAGAGACAACAACUGCCAGUUUGAUGCUGUGCUGGUGCCCUUAGUCAAUUUUUUUACUUCUAUCUUGGCCACGUUGGUGGUGUUUGCAGUUCUGGGCUUCAAAGCAAACGUCAUAAAUAAGAAAUGCAUUGAAGAAAAUGCUAUAAUGAUUGAAAAAUUUUUGAAAAUGGGCAACAUUCCUCAGGCCAUUAUUCCCCCUCACACCAAGUUUUCAACUAUUACCACAGAAGCUUAUCACGAAGUUUAUGACAUCAUUAAAAGAGUGAAAGGGGAGGAGUUUCCUGCUCUUCAUCUUCGUUCCUGUAAAGUUGAAGAUGAGCUAAAUAAAGAGGUUCAGGGAAUUGGUUUAGCUUUCAUUGCCUUUACAGAAGCGAUGACACAUUUCCCUCUGGCUCCCUUAUGGUCCGUGUUGUUCUUCCUCAUGCUGAUAAAUCUAGGCCUCAGUAGCAUGUUUGGGUUCAUCGAAGGGAUCAUCACGCCUGUGGUGGACAGUUUCAAAGUGAGCAAAGAACUGGUUACUGUUAUCUGUUGUCUUCUGGCAUUUUGUAUUGGUCUGAUAUUUGUGCAACGCUCUGGAAAUUACUUUGUUACAAUGUUUGAUGAUUACUCUGCUACACUGCCGCUUCUAAUUGUAGUCAUUUUUGAGAAUAUUGCUGUAUCCUUUGUCUAUGGCACAGAUAAAUUUAUGGAAGACCUAAGAGAUAUGAUGGGCUUUGCUCCCUACAGAUAUUACUACUAUUUGUGGAAAUAUAUUACUCCUCUAGUGCUAUUAUCCCUGCUAAUAAUUUCUACUGUGAAUAUGAUAUUAAGUCCUCCUGGCUAUGAUGCAUGGAAUAAAGACAAGGCAUCUAAGGAAUUUCUGAGAUAUCCAACGUGGGCAAUGGUUAUCUGUGUAUCUCUGGUAGUCCUAGCACUACUCCCCAUCCCGGCUAUCUUCAUCAUCCGUUGCUUCAACCUUAUGGAAAAUAGUUCCGGCAAUUUAGCCUCCGUGGCCUAUAAGAGAGGAAGGGUACUAAAGGAGCCUGUAAGCUUAGAGGGAGAUGAUGCAAGCCUCAUUCAUGAAAAUUCAAGCGAAAUGUCAUCUCCAAAUUUGGGUAAAAAUAUUUAUCGGAAACAGAGUGGAUCACCGACGUUGGACACUGCUCCCAAUGGGCGAUAUGGAAUAGGGUAUUUGAUGGCAGAUGUGGCAGAUAUGCCAGAUCUGCCCGAAUCUGACUUGUAGCUGGGGGCCGGGGUGUUGGAUCAGUGGGGUUUAUUUUGGUUAAUUGCUAUCACUGAACAUUGUCUUCAUGAAGAGAGAACUUUAGGCUUCACUUAUCAGAGGGCGAUCUCAGGCGUCCCAGGGCUGUGAUCUUUAACACUAACAGUGUAUGUAAAUUCAGCUGGUGUGUUCCUUUGGAUUCUCCAGUUUACAUUCGCACAGGAAGAGUGGCAGACAAAGGUUACAGGGACUGAGGUUCAUGUUUGUCAGAAUUUUUAAAAACACUUUUGGUGAUUUUUUCAAGUAUUUCUUUCUCUACAAAAACAGGUGUUACCUCAGUUACUAAUAAUUUCUGGAUGUAAUGGCAUUUGCAAUUCAAAAAAAUGGUAGACGCACUUUAAAAUGCAUAAGUUUGCCUUUAGGGUAACUCCCAGCAUUACAAUGAACAGUUCUGUAAGUUGGUGCCUCUCAGCACAUUUCUGUGACUGUUUUGUGUAGAUAGGCUGUACUUAUUUUGGUUGCAUUGAUACCUUGUCAGGCAAUUAGUUGAAGAAAACUGCAAAAUAUUUUCUUAUGUGAUUGCUGUAUAGUGCAAUAGUAUCAAAGAAUAAGAAGGCACUCAUGUUGGGAUGAAAGGUUAUAUUCAGGAUCAUGUGUAUGAUGGUUGUAUAUUUUGUGUGAAAUAUGUGUGAAAAUGACAUAAGUGUGAGUCACUUAGCACUCUCAAGAAUUAUGCAGAUUCUGCAUUUUUCUAUGCCGUGUGCCUAAAAAACCUACUUGAUGUUUAUUGUGGAUUCAAUAUUACUCAUAGUAUAUUUAUACAAUAUACUUGCAAUGUAUAUAGAUGUAUAUUAGUAUUCUAAGUAUUGAUUUGAAAACUUGAAGCAAGAUGGCAUUUUAUUUCAUAUCUUUCUGUUUGCUUCUGUUUUAAGCAAAAAUGAAUCCUUUUUUAAGUGAUUGUUAAAAUUGUAUGGCAUUACAUUUUAAGCUACAAAUAAAAUUUAAAAAUGAU